AUGACUCAAGUUUCAGCCUUAGAAGAAUAUUUGAUAGGAUCUGAUCAAGGACUAAUAAACAGUGAUAAUCUAUUACCUACAACCGGUUUACGAAGAAUUAGAGAUAAACGAUCUAUGUCAUGUGACUAUGAUAAUCGUGGAGAAGCAUCAAAAAUCAUGAAUCACAUAGAUCUUGCCAGAUUCUCAACAGAGUCGUUACACAGCUAUAGUUUUGUGAGAAAUGAUGUAUCAUCAUUUAAGAGUAGACAAAAUUUUAUUAAUCGUUCAAUCGAUUUUAUGAAAAAUAAGAUAAAAGGAUGGAAAAUUCCAAUCCAUCAUCAUCGCACCAAAAAUAAUAUUACUACUCAAGAAGAAUAUCAACAAUCACCAUCAUCAUCUAAUCAAGCCAUAAUUACAACAGACGAUCAAGCAAACAUACUGAACGCUAACGAUCUUACGUGUUUGCUAUUUGGUUACUCCAGAGUUGAAUUGUUAAACGUUAAAGUUUUAAGUAUGAUUGGAAGCCCUUUUCGUGAAAAAAUAGCAAAAACACUUGUAUCGAGGCUUCAAAACGAUGAAGAUAACUGUGAAGCAGUAUUGGCAUGUGGUAAAGUGAUACCAAUACAAAGAAAAAGUGAAGAAGCCUCAUUAGCCUCAUUAUGGCUUAAAAUGAAAAAAGACGAAUGUGGUAACUUUGUGUUAAUUUGGAUUUUCGAAGAAAUAUCUGAAUUAACUAUGACUGCUGAAAUCGAUGAAAAGAAAAUAAAUAAAACAAAAUUUUAUGGUAGUAAAUCUAAAAAUCUAAUUAAUUUCCCUAUAAUAGGGGAAAUAUCACCAUCAUCCAUCAAAAAAGAAGAAAGGCAAGAAUUAGAAAUACAAAAAAAAUUUUCUAAUAUAAUAUAUGAAUUUAAAAUUGUUUCUAUUCCUACUAUUGCUGGUGUGAUAACUGCAUACGCUACUGGUGUUAUACAAUCGUGUAAUUCAGAUUUUGUAAAGUGUUUAUUUGGUGUUAGUGCUGAUGAAUUAAUUGGAAAAAAAAAUAUUGGUAAAUUGUUACCACAAUUUCCCGGUCUUGUCAAAAUCUUGGAAUCGGAAAGCGCACUAGUUGAAGGAAUCGUUAUUUCAGAAAAUAUUUUCCCUGAUAAUAGCAAUAAUAAUAAUGUUGGCGGUGGUAAAAACUUUUUAUCUAUUAAUAAUAAUGCUUUAACAUCGUCACAAGGGCCUUCUGGUAUAAUUGCUGUACAUAGAGAUGGAACAGAAUUUGAUGUUGAUAUUCAAAUGCGUAUUCUAGAGUCACCAGAUCAACCAUUACAUGCUCUAUGGAUCACUUAUGAUCGUAAUCCACCAUCAACUAAUUCUACUGCUGCUGCUGCCGAACCAUUUGAUCCUAAUAAUUAUUCAGCACUAACGCUUAAAAAAACAAUUGACGAUUUUGUAAUAACUGGGGUUUUGGGUAAAGGAGCUUAUGGUGAAGUCAAAUUAGCGUAUUAUAAAAAUGAUCCUGAAAUGAAAAAAGUUGUUCUUAAAUAUGUUUUUAAAUCUUGUAUAAUUGUUGAUUGUUGGAUACGUGAUAAAAUAUUGGGAACAGUUCCGUUAGAAAUACAUUUACUUCACACAUUAAAACUUAUUCCUCACCCUAACAUUGUACAAAUGGUUGACUUUUUUGAAGACGAUGAUAAUUAUUACAUUGAGAUGGGACUACAUGGAGUAGGAAUGGAUUUGUUUGGGUACAUAGAAUUGAAUCCUCAAAUGCCUGAAUCAGAAAUAAAGUUAAUAUUUCUUCAAGUGGCAAAAGCAAUUCAACAUUUACAUCACAAUAAAAUUGUACAUCGUGAUAUUAAAGAUGAGAAUAUAAUACUUGACGAACAUAAUAACGUACAAAUAAUCGAUUUUGGAUCUGGUGCUUAUGUAAAAGAAGAUACAAAAUUUGACACUUUUUGUGGAACUAUUGAUUAUAUAUCUCCUGAGGUAUUUUCAGGUAAAAAAUAUGAUGGGCCACCACAAGAUAUUUGGGCUUUAGGGGUAUUAUUGUACACUCUGAUCUACAAAGAAAAUCCAUUCUACAACAUUGAUGAAGUGAUGGCAAGAGAUUUAAGGAUUCCGUUUAUACUAUCCGAAGGUUCAAUUGACCUUGUUAAGAAAAUGCUUGAAUAUGAUGUUGACAAACGGUUAAAAAUUGAUGAAGUUUUAAGUCAUCCUUGGUUAUGUGAAAAUUAA
Entrophospora sp. SA101 is the source of this 2196-nucleotide messenger RNA. Lineage: Eukaryota; Fungi; Glomeromycota; Glomeromycetes; Entrophosporales; Entrophosporaceae. The record is from the annotation of a GenBank genome assembly.